Molecule: messenger RNA, 1821 nt
Organism: Saccoglossus kowalevskii
Lineage: Eukaryota; Metazoa; Hemichordata; Enteropneusta; Harrimaniidae
Product: protein kintoun-like
Biological process (GO): axonemal dynein complex assembly
Cellular component (GO): cytoplasm
Source: RefSeq, a predicted model, not a curated record
AUGGCGACGGACUUCAGUAAACUAAAAGAUCUCAAUCUUUCACAAGAGGAGAUUGGAAGUUUCUCCAAGGCGUUUAAAGACGAAGAAUUUCGUAAGCUGUUCCGUGAGUAUGCCGAGGAAAUAUCCGAUCCGGUAAAUCGACAGAAAUAUGAGGAAGAACUUGCACAAAUGGAGCGCGACCGCGGAAUGGACGUCCAGUUCAUUCACCCCACACCUGGUUACGUUAUGAAAACUAGCAUCGACGGCGAAAAAAAAGCUUUCAUUAAUAUCUGCACCAGUGAUCUUGUCGGGAAACCAUCCUCUAGUCCAGGAACUGAUAAGAGCAAACCCGGUGGCAUGAAGAGCGGAGUGCAAUGGUCUAUCCCAUACAGCCUCGCCCCACCUCGUGAGGAUCUGGAUAAAACGGGCAACAGAUGCAUGGUGUAUGACUGUGUGUUUCACCCAGAUACCCUACAAAUAGCAGAAAGAAAUCAACGGUUUCGAACUAUGAUCAACGACACUGCCAUGGACGGAAUUGAGACCAACUUCAAAGUGAAACUUGAUAGAACAAACCUCAGGUGUCCAAAAAUGCAGUAUAAAGGGAAACCUACGGCUAGUGUAAUUCGCACCCCUCGAAAAGAAGGAGCAACAGGCGUGGAAGAUGGAUUCAAAAGUUUUGAUGUGCCAUACCCUUAUAACGAGCCCAGUCGUGAAGAUAUGCCACCAAAGAGUAACACCACAAUCUCAGGUAAUAGGAAAGGUGCAAACGAGAGCAAUGCAAGUGCACCAACAGUUCCCAAACACACUAUUGUUCACAGAGGUCAUUUUGACAUUCAGAACUUCAGAGAUGCUCCUGACGCUGCUCCAACGACCAGACCGCAAGAAUUGGUUAUAACUGUUCAGUUACCAUUACUGAAAUCAGCAAAAACUCUCAAUUUGGACAUAUAUGAAAGGCAACUUUGCUUGGAAUCUAGUAAACCAGCUGCAUAUAAAUUAGACAUUAAACUACCAUACCCCGUUGAUGAAAAUCGGGGUAGUGCAAAAUUCGACAAAAGCAAGAGAUGUCUGACAGUGACAAUACCAGUGUUGGCCCCAAAAAUACCAGAUCUCCCAUCGUUUGUAGAAGGGCAUGAGAAACAACUUGUUGAGGAGUUGCAUGAUGAAGAAAAGAACACACAGGAGACGGUUGCAGAGAAAAAGGAGGAGGAGGUGGUGGUGAAGGAGGAAGCAAAAUUAGAUGACACAGAAAUGGAUCUUAUGGUAGCAGAUGCUGUUGAGCGCGAAACAGAAAAAAAUGAAAACAUACAGCAAGUCCCAGCGUUAACUAAGAACACAGACAAAAAGAGUGAGACGAUAGAUACAAGUGUACAACAGGUUGAAUCAGGGAGCAUUGAUUCAGAUGAACUGUCAGAAAAAGAAGAGUUUCAACAUGAAGCAGAAACUAAUAACAUGGCAACAGUGCUAGAACCACCAGUCUAUCUCAUGCCAGAUUAUUCUUACCGUCAAGACUCUGAGACCAUUACAUUUGUUUUACAUGUUCCCUGUGUGAAAGCAGACAGUGUAAAAAAACAACUUGUAUGCGGUCUGUCUGGUCUUCAUGUUACCAUGGAAACCAAACCAGAGAAUAACAAUCAGGAAGUCAGAAAUUAUUCUUUUUAUGCCCAAUUUCUACCAAGUUUCAGCAUAUCACCUGACAUCAUCUGUGACAUUUUCAAUGACAAGAUAAUUCUUUUACUGAAGAAGAUGACAGAGAAAGGUAGCUGGAAAACAUUCCGCGUUGGAAAGGAUGAACACUGUCUCAAGGUAUGUAGCUCUUCUUCUUUUUGUUUGUACAAAAUGUGA